GGCGCGCGGGGGCGGCGGGCGCGGCGCUGCCAAUCGCAGACAAAGGCCGCCCCAGUGAAUCAUGUGGUGCCGGGGGAGGAAGUGCGGCUUGUUUUCUUUCCUCCAGUCGCCCGGCUCCGGGUGGAGCGCGAUGCGCGGAGACCCCCUCGGGGGUGGCGGCGGCCGCGAGCCCAGAUGAAGCCGGAGCGUCGGCCGCGCCGCAGCGCCCCUGGCCCGAUGGAGGCCCAGCCGUGGGACCCCCUCCGCAACGACUCGCUGCCGCCCACACUGACCCCGGCCGUGCCCCCCUACGUGAAGCUCGGCCUCACUAUCGUCUACACCGUGUUCUACUCGCUGCUCUUCGUGUUCAUCUACGUGCAGCUCUGGCUGGUGCUGCGCUAUCGCCACAAGCGGCUCAGCUACCAGAGCGUCUUCCUCUUCCUCUGCCUCUUCUGGGCCUCCCUGCGGACCGUCCUCUUCUCCUUCUACUUCAAAGACUUCGUGGCGGCCAACGCGCUCAGCCCUUUCGUCUUCUGGCUGCUCUACUGCUUCCCCGUGUGCCUCCAGUUCUUCACCCUUACGCUGAUGAACUUGUAUUUCACGCAGGUGAUUUUUAAAGCCAAGUCAAAAUAUUCUCCAGAAUUACUCAAAUACCGGUUGCCCCUCUACCUGGCCUCGCUCUUCAUCAGCCUUGUUUUCCUGUUGGUGAAUUUAACCUGUGCGGUGCUCGUGAAGACGGGCACCUGGGAGAGGAAAGCGAUCGUGUCCGUGCGCGUGGCCAUCAACGACACGCUCUUCGUGCUCUGUGCCGUCUCCCUGUCCAUCUGCCUCUACAAAAUCUCCAAGAUGUCCUUGGCCAACAUUUACUUGGAGUCUAAGGGCUCCUCCGUGUGUCAGGUGACCGCCAUCGGCAUGACCGUCAUCCUGCUCUACACUUCUCGGGCCUGCUACAACCUGUUCAUCCUGUCGUUCUCUCAGAGCAAGAAUGUCCAUUCCUUUGAUUACGACUGGUACAAUGUAUCAGACCAGGCGGAUUUGAAGAAUCAGCUGGGAGAUGCCGGAUACAUAGUGUUUGGAGUGGUCCUCUUUGUGUGGGAACUCUUACCUACCACCUUAGUGGUCUACUUCUUCCGAGUCAGAAAUUCUACGAAAGACCUUACAAACCCUGGAAUGGUUCCCAGCCAUGGAUUCGGUCCCAGAUCUUACUUCUUUGACAACCCUCGAAGAUAUGACAGUGAUGAUGACCUUGCCUGGAACAUUGCCCCUCAGGGACUUCAGGGAAGUUUUGCUCCAGACUACUACGACUGGGGACAACAAACAGCGAACAGCUUCCUGGCACAAGUAGGAACUUUACAACCAGACUCAAUUCUGGAUCCUGACAAACCAAGCCAUGGGUAGCGUCAGUUAACAGUUUUACGGAAGAUAUGCCUCAGUUGAAACAUUUCAGAAAGACUAACUUAAUGACAGCUGAAUUUUUAGGGCAUGUUUCCUUAAGAAAUAGGACUUGAAUUUGUUACAGGUUUCUGAUGGCUCCAUAGGACUAAGCAAUAAUUUAGAUCGAUAAAAUCUUAUUUUAGUACUAAAAAGUGAGCCUGGCUGCCUAUUCCGUGAGUAUAAUUUAAACUUUAAAAAAUUCUGUACUUUUAUAAAGAUGUAUUUUAUAUAACUUAAUGCUAAAAUAUACUAGGAUUUUUUGAGAAUAUUAUUGCAAUAUACAUCAUAGUUUGCACAGACUUUUAUGCAUAAUUCACUUUAAAAGUAUACAGUAUAUAGUCUGAUGGUUUUUUUUUUUUUUUUAAAGGCUUUUGGACUAAAGUAUUCGUCAGACCCUUACCUCGUCAGGUCACUAGAUUCUGUUAGACUCUAAGUAUAGUUGACGUCUAGGAAGCCAAUUGCAACUCAAGUGUUGAAAUUUAUAAUGCAGCAGAAUGUCAGCAGACUACACAGUAGGUAGUUGGUUCCUUACAGUGUUGAAAAGCACAGAUGGUUGGUUCCUCAAAGAAUCUCCUAAAUUUUGCCAAAAUUUAAUCCUCCUUUCAACAGGGUGCUGAUGUACACACUUCGAUAAGUUGAUAACGUUAAAAACAUGGAUAGAAUUGACUUACACUAUUAAACCUUCCCUUCUGUAUUCAGAGAUUUUUGCAUAGUUUGUCAGCCCAGUGAAUCUAAUAGCCAUUACCUUGAAACUUCAGUAGGACUGCACCUUUUCCAGCUUACUGAACAUUCGUGACUGAACAAAGAAGUUCUUAAGAGGGGAUGAAUAACAGAUAUCCCUGCAUCUUUGAGCCAGAACAUCUAUGUGGAAUUCUAACAGUUUUAUUUUAGUUUGCAACCAUAUUAAAGUUAUACCCUUUGUUUUUAAAUAGCUCUGAAAGCAGCCUACUGGAAGCUGCUUGUUUAAAAAGGUAUUAAUAGUAGCAUUGCAAUAUUCUAUAGAAUGAUGCCUGCCUUUUAAGUCAUGGAAAAGGGCAUGUUCCAGACAGCUCCUUGUAAGUUGUCUUUCAUCUAAGUGAAGCACAGGUCAUAAAAAUAGUUCUCCAACCAUAAGUGCCAUUCUAAAGAUCUCCAAGACUCUUUCUAUAUAUAUAUGGCCUGCAGGUAUAAAACUGCAAUUAGAUGCUGUACAUGGUUGUGUCAGGGAGGUUAAGGUACUGAGGAAGUAUUAUUACCAAAAAGAAAGUACCAUAUUUUGGGACAGAGGGAGGGGCAGGUGAAAAGGAACUUAGUAAGUUCUGUCCUCAUGGAGAAACCCAUUUCUGAUAUCUUACUUCCCAGUUUGGCCUUCAGAAAUAACUCAUCUCUGGGCAUUGACUUCAUAGGGAUCAAGUCGGUAUUUAAAAUCAGAAUUUUGAGUUUUCAGGGGGUCACAAUAGGGUUUUUCUUGUGUAUGGGAUACCUUCACCCUGCAUAAUGACACAACAACUUCUUUGCUUUCCAAUAUGUGGAAGAAUUUGGGUCACAUAUUUAAAAUAGUUACUGCCAGGGAAAACUCUACAGUGAAGCAAAAUUUGCACUGAUAAUUCAGAUUGCCUUAAAAUAUUAUAAGCUGUUAUUCUAAAUAGCUUUAAGAACAGCCUACUUCUCAUACUAUUUUUGUUAAUGAUACUUAGAAUUUAAAGGCAGACUCAGAAAAUGCUUAAAAAUCCUCUAAGUCAUGCUUUCAGGAAGUACUGCAGUUCUUCAGUAUGAGGUCAUUGAAGGGUAGAUAUAUUUUUUAAAACAUUACUAAAAUCAUACAAGUCCUAUACUCAUCCUAUGACAUACAAAUAUUUUAUUAUUCUGUUGUUAUUGGCAGGAAGAUUGAAAUACUCAGCAUUAACUGAUGGUCUGUUUUUAUGAUUAAGCUGCUAGUAUUAUUUGAACUAUUAUUUUUAUUGGAAAAGAUAAAAAUGUCCUAAGUGCCUGUUUUUCUCUUCCCUUUUAAAAAUAAUGCUAAAGUACAAUUGUAAACACAUCUAGAAUAUCAAAAACUGUGAUUGUAACAAACUCUCUCUCAUAGUAAACGAUCACUUUUACUCUGAAA
Bubalus bubalis (water buffalo) is the source of this 3502-nucleotide messenger RNA. RefSeq names its product G protein-coupled receptor 137B (gene GPR137B). Gene Ontology annotation, cellular component: lysosomal membrane. Lineage: Eukaryota; Metazoa; Chordata; Mammalia; Artiodactyla; Bovidae. Gene Ontology annotation, biological process: negative regulation of bone resorption; negative regulation of osteoclast differentiation; regulation of autophagy. The record is from RefSeq and is a predicted model, not a curated record.